UCUGGACUGGUAGUCUAGUGUUACUGUCACAGUGUCACUCCUGCAGCCCACCGUUUAGAAGCGGCUUGAUUACAUCACACUUAUCCUCCACCAUCAUUAUCGUCAUCAUCAUAACUCUAUUUGCAGAAUCUGGAGAUCAUACAACCGGGGUUCCUGACUGGGUUCCACUGUGAACAUGUCAGGCCGAUCAAGAGCCUCUUCCUCGACUGCCUCUUCUGUCUCUGGCUUCCCUUCGGAUGACGCCGACAGCCCUUUGCAUUUACCUCGCGAAUUGAGGCCGCGAAUUCCCACUCCCUCCCCGCCUCGCUUCUCUGCUCUCUCUUCUUCACCCGACUCCCUGCGCGUCUUCCUCUACUUGCUUGCUUUCCGUCUUUUAAAUGCCUUGACUACCCGCACCUUCUUCCAACCUGAUGAAUAUUUCCAGUCUUUGGAACCAGCCUGGCAAACGGCCUUUGGACAAAAUCACGGGGCUUGGAUCACCUGGGAGUGGCGGCACCAGUUGAGAUCUUCUCUUCACCCUCUCUUCUUUACCGCUGUUUAUUCAAUUGCCAGCGAGCUCGCUCGCAUUCUGCAUCUCUCCCCUGCAUGGCAGGCGGAUCUUCUCAUUGCCGCUCCGAAGACGGCGCAGGCCGUUAUCGCCGCAGUUGGAGACUAUUAUACCUGGAAGCUGGCUCGUUGUGCUUAUGGCCUGGCUAGUGCAGAGGCUUCGGCCGUGCUGGCGCUGACCGCCCUAAGCCCUUGGCAAUGGUUUUGCUCAACGAGGACAUUGUCCAAUUGUCUUGAGACAACGCUCACCGUCGUCGCCCUCUGUCUUUGGCCGUGGGAAUGGUCGGUACUCCCGAAAGCGCCCGUUCAGACCAAGACUGGCCGGACACUCGUCACUCCCUGGGAUUUGAGAAAAGAAGUUCAACAGCGUCAACAUGAUGAGGUCGUUCUCAACAGGUUGAGACGGUGUCUGCCGCUCGCAGCUUUCGCUUGCAUUUUACGACCCACCAAUGUCUUGAUCUGGCUGGUCCUGGCAGGCGUCGUAUUGUAUCGCAACACUUGGGAGCGAAGGAGACUCCUAGCUCAAGAAGCUGUGCUGUGGGGCUCUGCUGUACUAGCUGUGUCAGCUGCGGCCGAUCGAUCGUUCUACGGGACCUGGACUUUCCCGCCUCUCCGUUUCCUGUACUUCAAUAUUGCACAGUCUCUAGCCGUUUUUUACGGGCGCAACGAUUGGCAUUACUACCUCUCCCAAGGCUAUCCUCUGUUGCUAACCACGGCGCUCCCAUUUACCCUCGUGGGCUUGUAUCGUGUGUGGACACGCUUGCGUGCAGUCGACACAACCGACUUACAAGUUAGAGCGCAAGCUCAACUGCAGGUUCAGCUAACUUAUGUAUGCCUUUUUAUGCCUGUUGUGCUCUCGUUGAUUUCACACAAAGAAGUGCGAUUCAUUUACCCAUUGUUACCCGCACUACAUGUCUUGACAGGCCCCGUUCUGGUGGACUUGUUUGGUCCAGCAGUGACUCAGUCGUUCUGCAAGCACAUUCCUAAACGGCUCAUUCUGGUGUUUCUUGUGCUGGUGAACGUUGUCAUUGCGCUCUACACCACAAUCUACCAUGCAUCAGGACCGAAUGCUGUUUUUUCAUACCUUCGCGAGCAACGGCAGGCUCACGGCUCCAGCAACCUGGGUAGCACUAUCGAGCCUGGCAUUACCGCCGGCUUCCUCAUGCCCUGCCACAGCACCCCGUGGCGUUCGCACAUGGUAUAUCCCUCCAUCGACGCCUGGGCACUGUCCUGUGAGCCUCCCAUUGGGAUGAACGCGACCCAGAAGGCGGGGUACCGAGACGAGGCCGAUCAAUUCUACGACGAUCCCGCCGGCUUCCUGCGUGUCAACAUGGCCGGUGGGCUGCGCUACUUCCCCCGACGACCAAGUUACCAGGCCCGCUCCGAACGGCCCCGUCCGUUGCAACGGCCCGAUACGAACCACAAGUACGACUGGCCCGACUACCUCAUCUUCUUCGCUCAGCUGGAGCCCACACUCAAGAAGUUGCUCCGCGGAUCCUCGUACGGCGAAUGCUGGCGCACCCACAACACCGACUGGCACGACGACCGGCGCCGUCAGGGCGAUAUCGUGGUCUGGUGUCUGGACCCGACCGAGCAAACGGACUGGUGGACCGCAAGACGCGCCCAGCAACUCCAGCAGCGCGACCGUCUCUUCAACCGCAUCGUCCAGACCAUCCAGGAACAGGCUUCGGGCCACAAACCCAAGCGCUCGUUCCUCAACCGCUGGACCUCCUUGCGCCCCCAUUCAUCGUCGUGGUCGUGGCUGUGGCCAUGGUACCGGCGGCCGAGACACACCGUGCUCGGCUUCGAAGUCCCGGACUGGUUGGAUGAGUUGUGGGAUUAUGUCUGGUAAGAGAAGACUAAAUCCUCUUUUCCUUUAGUAACUAAGUAAAAAGCCUGUAUACCCAUCUCUUUUUUUGUGGAGCUUUUAUCCUUUCUAUUUUUCUUCUUCUUUUGUUUUUUUUUUGGUCAUAUUUCUGUCCUAUAUGUGUAAUCUCGGGUCUUGCUUUUAGGUGUGCAGGUUGAUUUCGCUUGCUCCCACCG
Molecule: messenger RNA, 2589 nt
Organism: Aspergillus homomorphus CBS 101889
Lineage: Eukaryota; Fungi; Ascomycota; Eurotiomycetes; Eurotiales; Aspergillaceae
Gene: gpi10
Product: putative glycosylphosphatidylinositol-alpha 1,2 mannosyltransferase
Exons: 5
Coding region: 176-2398 (740 amino acids)
Biological process (GO): GPI anchor biosynthetic process
Cellular component (GO): endoplasmic reticulum membrane
Molecular function (GO): alpha-1,2-mannosyltransferase activity
Source: RefSeq, a predicted model, not a curated record